Molecule: messenger RNA, 5661 nt
Organism: Spirometra erinaceieuropaei
Lineage: Eukaryota; Metazoa; Platyhelminthes; Cestoda; Diphyllobothriidea; Diphyllobothriidae
Source: the annotation of a GenBank genome assembly
AUGAGUCACCGUGCCUACUCUUACCUUGCCGUGAAGUAUACGGUUGACAUCGUCGGACGCGACGGUCGAACUAUCACACUUGCGCUGCAUCCACCGCACUCUCUUCCUCCUCCUCCUCCUCCUCCUCCUCCUCCUCCUCCUCCACCUCCUCCACCUGGAUUCGGUGUCAAGACGGAGUUAAGAAGACCGGAGGCGGGAGAGGCCUCAAGCGGCUGUCGCAGCGAAAACCCGCGCCUAGGCGUACCACCAUACCCCUUGGUCCGCAGGAAACAUUUGACCAGAAUCUUAUACAACAGCAAAAGGCGGAAGGCGGAUCGGGUCCCACUGUCUGGGAGUACCAUCGGCCCGUGCCAUUCACACGGCCCGGUACCCGACCUAGGCGUAUCGGGCUACUGUAAAUGCGACUCGCAUCUCUCACAUUUGUUAGAGUUCCAUAAAGGUCAUUUCAAGAAGGAGUCCUGAGAAGGACGGAGGCAGCCCGUCAGAUUGCAGCCUUCCAGACCACACAACUCAACGCGCACACACACAUGACAGUGCUAUCAGGGUACGAAGGGUCUAGGCCGGGCACGUUAAAAGCCAUAUAAAAGGGGCCGCAGAGCCCAUUUGCGGUACUAUGGCAUGGUGACCGUGAACCGUCAUUAAACUAGUUUGCUUGUCACUUCUACCCUGUGGCUAAGCUCUUCAGCCCACGCGCUUGAGAAGACAACCUCGAACAAACCAGCCGAGCCGUUAUUAGGGGCCCGCCCGCCUAAGAAACCUUAUGAAAGAAUGUCCGAGAUACAGUAUUAUGACGUCUGCAGGAACCGACGCGCUCCUCAACCCUAGUCCAGUGGUGCGGACGGAUAGUAUGCGAACUGAGCAAAUCUUUCGGAAAAGAACUCCUGGUAUUUGAUGCUGAAAUAUGCGAACGUUCCUGGACCCUCUUACCCUAAGUGUGACCGUGCCCAGCCUUUAUCAGUACAACGUGGAUGUCUGCUACCUUCCUGAAGUCCGACUGUCGGGAGAUAAUGAUGCCAGGAGUCAACUCACACCCCGCCCUGUACCACAUCGGCCCACGCGACUUUUACGUGACUGUACGCGUGGAGAACGGGCAAAAACUGGAGGUAUUUGAUCACCACUGCAUGAGGACCAUCCGUCGAGCGAAGUACGCCGACUUGGCCUCAAAUGAGCCAGUCCACACCCGCUGCGAAAACAUCGCAAUAACCCAGACCAUCCAUGGAAGACAACUGAGGUGAUUUUGGGCAUGUUCUUCGUCGUCCUGUUCAGGAGCUCAGUGUUACUGCUGUCGAUCCGACACCGUUACACUAUUGGAGACGUCGAAGAGGGUCAAUGCCACACCCGACCCGACGCAGUUCGUCCAGACAGGGGAGGGGGUCUUGGAUCUUUCGUAUUCGGCCUCCAUCGUUGGCGAAGAGAAUGGGUUAAACUGGCCAGACCAGCUGCCGCGGAUCAUCGCCGCAUGGAGCAGUGGAGUUUGAGACAUCAUCGAGGUCGACUAGAUCAGGGAUGAUCGCAACCGUAUCAAGUACAAGCGCUCGCAUACACGCGAAGUACCGGUGAGAUUCUUCUGUCAGCAGUAACAACUCCCAAUGCCAUACCAAAAAGUGUACUCCGUAGACUGGUGCCGGCUUAGGGCCACUAUGGCUCACGCAUGAUUUCCAGUAGACAUUGGCGAAUAUUUCUUUGUGCUUUCGACUGAAAGUCAACAACUAAAUAAUAAUACUUAGCCUCAUAACUGGUACAGGCCAGUAAUUAACACCACGCCAGAUCUGGGUUUUGGAGUUCGACUGGCCGACAUCGGAAUCAGUUCCAUAGGCGGAACUUACCGUAUGUAGAUUGCAGAACUUAUUAUGGAAUGAGUAGAACCCCGUGUUUAAAAAUCUAAAAGCAGACCCAGUGGAGGACAGCUCUCAAGAACGCGCCCUUGCCUCAGGGUAGUCAAGGACUUCUGACGAGCGGUACUUUGAACAAGGUAGGAUUAGCCUGUGCGUUCUUCACAUGCACAUGCCUAGGGCUCUCUCCAGAUCCCGCUAACCUUCCACGUUAAUCUCUCCCUCCCUCCUCUCGCUACAAAGUCUUGCGAACUCUUCCCAGAAGUAUUAACUGAGCGUUGUUUGACUGAGGGUGAUUGCCUUCUUUACCCCUAAGGACGAACUGUUGCAAAAAACCGUCAUUUCUAACAGAUAUUGUCGGCAAUCCUUUUUUGACCUUUACAGUGAAAUUUAUUUGCAGCUGCGAAGAUUCCCAUGUAAGGAUUCAGAAGACUAUUUGGCCAGCAGACACUUGCUUUCAAUAGCUUCUUGCCAAGCCAUUUCAGUACAUUUGUAUGGUAGCGGGGUCAAUUAAAACGCGUGGGCAACUAGGGGAGAUUGAGUUCUGUUCAUUUCAAACAUAUGGAAGGCGGAAAAUAUGGGAGGGUAAUAAGAGAGUACGGCCAGUAUCGUCUAGUCAGGCUAGGAUGGGUAGUGUGUGGUGGAAAGGCCGUGUAAGCUGGGGGCGGAUAAGGGGAAGGGAGAAACAUGCGGAAUGGUAAGGGCACUAUUCUCUACCAAACCCAUUCUACACGUCGCGUGAAGGUGAGGCCGUUAGUCGCCUUCUCGCACCACUUGGGGUUGGAGUUGUACAUAGACCGGAGGUCACCAUAAGGCGUCAGAGGUGAUGCGACCAAAAGACCCACUGCCACGACAAGAAACAUCUGGAGUUGUUUACUGGAUCUGGUGCAGUUGCGGGAAAAUCAACUAUGUCAGAGAAACUGGAAGACUACUCUGAACGCGAAUCGUCGAACACGCAGCAGCGGUGCAGAGGCAUGACGCCAACUCUCAGGUCGCAGCCCAUUCUACGAGACCCAGCCACACAUUCUUGAUCGAUGAGGCCGAAAUUCUCACAAGAGAUGUUAAUCGCGUGAGCUUCGAUUUGCUCGAGUCAUGGUUAACGGGACCUCAGUCUAUCAACAAGUGCAACGACAUCCUCACUCCAUAUAUCGUGCUGAGGCAUAGUUUGGAAAAAAUAAUUAACCACUCGGGGAGCGCGCAGGCCGGUGGACCAAAUGGCCGAGCCAUCAUCACGCUAGCAUCCAACACGGGUGAUGAGAUUUCAGCAGUUUACAACUUACAUGCCGGCUACCAAGCCAUAAGCACACCAGCGGACAACAAUUCAUGAUGAAUUGGAGAGCGGUUAAUUAUCAUAGGUAUGCGGUUGCAUAGCGACUGUAUCCAAUACACACUGCAACCUCCUGUGCGCGAAUCAUCCGUUUCUGUCACUGUCUCUGAUGAUGGGUUCAAGCGCGAAUCCGAAACGUCAGGCGAUUGCUCUUACUUCUUAGGAAUGGGUUGCUAGUUCCGACCACCUUUGUGUACGCUUACUCCUUGCUCCUGUGGAGCAGGUUUUGCUGGUCGCACGAGUCGACUGGGAUACGUGAACACAUCCCAGCAGGGCUGAAAAGGGCUAGGCUAGGAGCGCAAGCAGCGCCAUUGUUGCACAUUCUCUUGAUUCUGGGAAUCUCGUUGACACCAACGAAACCCUGCGAAUGAUUUACAGGGUACCAUCUAAUUACCCAAAGCCACCGACAGCGUCUACUCACAAUAGCAGAAGCGGCCACAGUUAGGUUAUGCGAAUCAGUCUUGUGCACACAGAAGCACUUCGUGCAGGCCCCGCAUUUACCAUGGUCGAAAAUCAGUUAACCUGCCAACUGCUUGCAGUUAUCUGUGAUUUCCUCCCCUCACCCCAUUAACACUGCUGUUUCCAACCCCCUCCCCAUCCGCCGGACUAGGCUGAUGCUAUGGUAGAGGUGCGCGCACCAAUCGCGUUACCGAACUCGCUCGUCCCAUUUGUACCUUAGGGCUCUCUCUCGGGCACCGUGGCGCGCAAUAUAGGCAGAAUAAUAUUACCCAACAUUACCUAGGUUGAUACUAUCUGCCUCUGCCGUUUCUCUCAUAUUCCCCACCGUCUGCUUGUUUAAAAAAGGUCUACUUGUAUCGUUUUCUCUUAUUACUCCCACGCUACCGUAUGAACGUUCCGGCCUGGUAAGGAGUUCUCGGAAGUUAUUCAUCUGCAACCUAGUCCAGUUUUAAGGUAGACUUUCAAUUGGCACCGGGGUUUUUUUUUCAAGCGGCCUAUUAACACCUUUCCCUCGCACAUGUCACCUUAAAGAUGUACAUUCCGCCCUUGCCGCGUGGUGUUCCGCGCGGUAAGGAUCGGGUGAAGGCCCCCAAGCAUCUGUGGUAUACAGAGAAUACCUACUAUACUUAUUUAAGUGGGUUUUAGUCGAACACGAUUAUUUCGGUCUGGUGUUUCAUCGUACAAGGUUGGGUCGUCUGUUGUAGAUGGUCUGGCGCAUUAUCUACAAUGACCUCAGCUCAGAUAGUUGAGAAGCGAUCGUUGUAGACACUUAGAGUUUAUUUUGUUUAAUUUUCCAGCUUAAUCUCGGUUGCUUUAUGUCAAUGCACUAAAACUUUUCCGUCCCAAAAACGAAUUUACCAAUUAUCUAUACUUAUUUUGCCAUUCCACACAUAGUCCACGCCCGUAAAACCCCUAUUACCACCUUUCCCGUAAGACAAGCAGUUUUGGCUGGUCGUGUGUGUUUGGGGUCCUUCAUCCGAUCGUUGUCUUCCGCGCAUUGGGUUUCCUUCGGCAUUGACGCCAACGGCAUCCUCUAUGUUUCAGCUCGCGACCAGAAGACGGGUCAGGCUCAGAGUCUCUUGGUGAUCAACGCCAUCACUAAUCUCCCCCGGUUUUUUACGCUCAGAAGUACUUCGUGCAGACCCCGCAUUUACCAUGGCCAAACUUCAGUUAACCUGCUAACUGCUUGCAGUUCUCCUCGCUUCCCUCCCCUCACCACAUUGACACUGCUCUUCCCAACCCCCUCCCCAUCCGCCGGACUAGGUUGACACAAAGAUAGAGGUGCGCGCACUGAUCGCGUUACGGAACUUACCGGUCCCAUUUGUACCUUGGGACUCUCUCCCUCGAGCAGCGCGGCGCGUAAUAUAGGCAGAAUACUAGUACCCAAUAUUACCUAGGUUGAUACUGUCUGCCUCUGCUUAUCCUAUCCUCUUCUUCACCGUCUGCUUGUUUAAAAAGGUCUACUUUUACUGUUUUCUCUUAUUACUCACACGCUGCCUAGUCCAGUUUUAAGGUGGCCUUUCAAUUAGCUCCGGGGUUUUUUUUCAAGCGGCCUAUUAACACCUUUCCCUUGCACAUGUCACCUUAAAGAUGGACAUUCCACCCCUGCCGCGUGGUGUUCCGCGCAUUGAGGUUUCCUUCGACAUUGACGCCAACGGCAUCCUCAAUGUCUCAGCUCGCGACCAGAAGACGGGUCAGGCUCAGCGUCUCCUUGUGACCAACGCCAUCACUAAUCUGCCCCAACGCGACGUCGAGGCCAUGCUGCGUUCCGCCAGUGAGGCUGCAGACACUGACCGACGCCGCCGCCUCCUCGCGGACGCCAAGCUGGCUGUGAAGAUCCUCGCUGGUGAUGUCCUCUCCAAGUUGACCACCUUUGGAUCCCAGUUGCCCACCGAGGAGUCGCAGAAUCUGCGUCAGUUCUGCCAGACGGCUCUCCAGAGGGCCGAGGAGGCCACGGAGAGCGACCUGGAGGCAGUGAGGAGUCUAAACCAGGAGAUUCAGGAGAAGGCACUCGCGGUUUNCAUCAAAUUCGUACCUCUUUAG